This is a messenger RNA of Rhea pennata, 8418 nucleotides long. RefSeq names its product ankyrin 1 (gene ANK1). The record is from RefSeq and is a predicted model, not a curated record. The transcript has 45 exons. Gene Ontology annotation, molecular function: protein binding. NCBI's taxonomy places the organism in Eukaryota, Metazoa, Chordata, Aves, Rheiformes, Rheidae. Gene Ontology annotation, biological process: signal transduction. Gene Ontology annotation, cellular component: cytoplasm. Bases 492 to 6182 code for a protein of 1896 amino acids.
AGGCAGGAGCCUCCCCACUGCGCCUGCAUGCAGGCAUGUGUGAGCAGUGAUAGGUGCAGUCGUGCUGCUGAUAACCUCUUCCACACUGGCCGCUCACACUUUGUUUGACUACAGUGUAAGUGGGCUCGUCUGACCUGCAGACCCUGGCUAUCCAGGGUGCCCUGUCUUUCUCCUGCAGCAAUGCCAUGCCUGCAUUACUUGAGGCUUCUUUCUGUUGAAAUUUAGGAGAUCCCAGGGUCCCAAUCCAUGCUUCAGUUCUCCAGGCUAAUUUAGUGCUGUCUUGAUCCCUGUGGCACUGCAAAGUAACAGCAAGCUGCUGUGAAGGAAUACCCGAGUGAUAGGCUGAUGCUGCAACCAGUUUUCUGAGAGCUGCAAGAUCUGGGAACCUGGACAAAGCCUUGGAUCACCUCAGAAAUGGGGUAGAUAUUAACACCUGUAACCAGAAUGGGCUGAAUGCUUUGCACCUGGCCUCCAAGGAGGGCCAUGUGAAAAUGGUGGCAGAGCUGCUGCACAAGGAGAUCGUUUUGGAGACAACGACCAAGAAGGGGAACACAGCCCUGCACAUUGCUGCCUUGGCUGGGCAAGAGGACGUGGUUCGGGAACUUGUGAACUAUGGGGCCAACGUCAAUGCACAGUCUCAGAAAGGCUUCACUCCCCUCUACAUGGCAGCACAGGAAAACCAUUUGGAAGUUGUCAAGUUCUUGCUGGAAAAUGGAGCCAACCAGAAUGUAGCUACAGAGGAUGGCUUCACGCCACUGGCUGUGGCUCUGCAGCAAGGGCAUGAGAAUGUGGUUGCUCACCUCAUCAACUACGGGACAAAGGGUAAGGUCCGCCUGCCCGCCCUGCACAUCGCAGCCCGCAAUGAUGACACCCGCACAGCUGCUGUGCUGCUACAGAAUGAUCCCAAUGCUGAUGUCCUCUCCAAGACUGGAUUUACCCCCCUGCACAUUGCAGCUCACUAUGAGAACCUCAGUGUGGCUCAGUUACUGCUGAAUCGUGGUGCAAGUGUCAACUUCACACCCCAGAAUGGGAUCACGCCACUGCACAUCGCCUCCCGUCGAGGAAACAUCAUCAUGGUACGGCUGCUGCUGGACCGCGGUGCCCAGAUAGAGACAAGGACCAAGGAUGAGCUGACUCCUCUCCACUGUGCAGCCCGCAAUGGACAUGUGCGAAUCGCAGAGAUCCUGCUGGACCACGGGGCUCCCAUUCAAGCCAAAACCAAGAACGGCCUGUCGCCGAUCCAUAUGGCAGCGCAGGGCGACCACCUGGACUGUGUGCGCCUGCUCCUGCAGUACAACGCUGAGAUUGACGACAUCACCCUGGACCACCUAACACCGCUGCACGUGGCUGCACACUGCGGGCACCACCGUGUAGCCAAGCUUCUGCUGGAAAAGGGGGCCAAGCCCAACUCCCGAGCCCUGAAUGGCUUCACGCCCCUGCAUAUUGCCUGCAAGAAGAACCAUAUCCGGGUGAUGGAACUGCUGCUGAAGAUGGGUGCCUCCAUUGAUGCUGUCACAGAGUCCGGCCUGACCCCCCUGCAUGUGGCUGCCUUCAUGGGGCACCUACCAAUUGUCAAGACCCUGCUGCAGCGUGGAGCAUCUCCCAAUGUGUCCAAUGUGAAAGUGGAGACACCCCUGCACAUGGCAGCCAGAGCAGGACACACGGAUGUGGCAAAUUAUCUGCUGCAGAACAAAGCCAAAGUGAAUGCCAAGGCCAAGGAUGACCAGACUCCUCUGCACUGUGCUGCACGCAUUGGCCACACCAGCAUGGUGAAACUUCUGCUGGAGAAUGGUGCCAGCCCCAACCUGGCCACAACAGCUGGGCACACACCCCUGCACAUCACCUCCAGAGAGGGGCAUGUGGACACGGCACUGGCAUUGCUGGAGAAAGGGGCCUCACAGACCUGCAUGACCAAGAAAGGAUUUACCCCUCUGCACGUUGCAGCCAAGUACGGGAAGGUGGAUGUGGCUGAGCUGCUCCUGGCACAUGAUGCCCACCCCAGUGCAGCAGGAAAGAACGGCCUAACCCCACUGCAUGUGGCUGUGCACCACAACAACCUGGAGAUUGUCAAGCUACUGCUUCCCAAGGGGAGUUCCCCCCACAGCUCAGCCUGGAAUGGGUAUACCCCCCUGCACAUUGCUGCCAAGCAGAACCAGAUGGAGGUGGCCAGCAGCUUGCUGCAAUAUGGGGCUUCUGCAAAUGCAGAGUCCAUGCAGGGAGUCACCCCUCUGCACCUGGCUUCCCAGGAGGGGCAUGCGGACAUGGUGGCACUGCUCUUUUCCAAACAAGCCAAUGGCAACCUUGGUAACAAGAGUGGCCUGACUCCUCUCCAUCUCGUGGCCCAAGAGGGGCAUCUGCUGGUUGCUGAUGUUCUGAUGAAGCAUGGAGUCACAGUGGAUGCAACAACUAGGAUGGGCUAUACCCCGCUGCAUGUGGCCAGCCACUAUGGGAACAUCAAGCUGGUGAAGUUCUUGCUGCAGCAUCAGGCUGAUGUCAAUGCCAAGACUAAGCUGGGCUACACACCCCUGCACCAAGCCGCGCAACAGGGCCACACAGACAUCGUAACGCUGCUGCUGAAGCAUGGUGCAUCUCCCAACGAGAUCAGCACAAGCGGCACCACCCCUCUGGCCAUUGCAAAGCGGCUUGGCUACAUUUCUGUCACAGAUGUGCUGAAGAUCGUCACAGAGGAAACUAGCAUCCCAUCAGUUGGUGAAAAGCAUCGCAUGAGCUUCCCGGAGACUGUAGAUGAGAUUCUGGAUGUGUCAGAGGAUGAAGGCACUGCUCAUGUUACUCUAAUGGAGGAGGAGCUGAUCGCACCCAGGCCCAAGACCCCUGAUGCCAGGGACCAGGAUGGAAAGAGGGAGGUGCUGGAGUUUGUGACCAAAAUGAUGCCGGAACAAAUAGCGGAGUCUCCAGCCAUCCUGCAGGUCCCUUGCGUUCCACCUGAAACUGUGGUGACCAGAGCAGAGGAGCCUGAGCAGGUAGGACCUAUCGAGGCAGAAGCUGAGCAAGUCGGUCUGCUGCAUGCGCCCUUGGUUUCCGUGCAGGAGCCCUCCAAGGAGUUCGAUGAGGACUCGCUGAUCCCCAGCAGCCCUGCCACGGAGACCUCGGACAACAUCAGCCCGGUGGCCAGUCCCGUGCACACAGGGUUCCUGGUGAGCUUCAUGGUGGAUGCCCGCGGCGGCUCCAUGCGGGGUAGCCGGCACAACGGGCUGCGUGUGGUCAUCCCGCCCCGCACCUGCGCUGCACCAACUCGCAUCACCUGCCGCCUGGUGAAGCCCCAGAAGCUGCCAGCUCCCCCGCUGCUGGCCGAGGAGGAGGGCCUGGCCAGCCGCAUCAUCGCCCUGGGGCCCGCUGGUGCCCAGUUCCUGAGCCCUGUGAUCGUGGAGAUCCCACACUUCGCCUCGUAUGGGCGUGGGGACCGUGAGCUAGUGGUGCUGCGCAGUGAGAAUGGCUCUGUCUGGAAGGAGCACCACAGCUGUUACGAGGAGAGUUACCUGGACCAGCUGCUUAAUGGCAUGGAUGAAGAGCUGGAUAGCCAGGAGGAGCUGGAGAAGAAGAGGAUCUGCCGCAUCAUCACCACAGAUUUCCCUCUCUACUUUGUGGUCAUGUCCCGGAUUUGCCAGGACUGUGACCUGAUCGGCCCUGAGGGAAGGUGUUUGAAAAGCACACUGGUGCCCAUGGUGCAGGCCACCUUCCCCGAGACUGCUGUCACCAAGAGGGUGAAGCUGGCCCUGCAGGCGCAGCCAGUGCCUGACGAACUGGUGACCAAGCUGCUGGGGAACCAGGCGACCUUCAGCCCCAUCGUCACAGUAGAGCCACGCCGGAGGAAAUUCCACCGCCCCAUUGGCCUCCGCAUCCCACUGCCCCCAUCCUGGAAGGACAGCCCCCGGGACAGUGGCGAGGGUGAUACCACCAGCCUGCGCCUGCUCUGCAGCGUCAUUGGAGGGACAGCCCAAGCUCAGUGGGAAGAUAUAACAGGCACCACGAAGCUGGUCUAUGCCAAUGAGUGUGCUAACUUUACCACCAAUGUGUCUGCCAGGUUCUGGCUGGCAGACUGUCCACGCACAGCUGAGGCCGUGCACUUUGCCACCACACUGUACAAGGAGCUGACAGCUGUGCCCUACAUGGCCAAAUUUGUGGUGUUCGCCAAGAUGAAUGAUACGCGGGAAGGCAGGCUGCGCUGCUACUGUAUGACCGAUGACAAGGUCGACAAGACUUUGGAGCAGCAUGAGAACUUCACAGAGGUGGCUCGCAGCCGGGACAUUGAGGUGGCGGAGGGAAUGCCUCUACACGUUGAGCUUUCAGGCAACCUAGUGCCUGUCAAAAAGGAUGCGCAGCCACGCACCUUCCUCUUCCAGUCUUUCCGGGAGAACCGUCUUGCAAUCCCCUUCAAGGUGCGGGACAGCAGCCGGGAAGCCAGCGGCUCCUUGUCAUUCCUGCGCAAGGCCAUGAAGUAUGAGGACCUGCAGCAUGUUCUCUGCCACCUGAACAUCAGUAUACCGCCCUGUACCAAGGGAAGCGGCAGUGAGGAGCGGAGGAGGACACUGACACCAUUGGCUCUGCGGGAGAGAUACAGCAUCCUCAGUGAGAGCAGCCUUGGUACGCAGCCUGCGGGCCUCUCAAGCCCUCCCAUCACCUGCACUCAGGGCUCUCUGAGCAGCACGGACAAGGCAGACCAGAAGAUCGUUGAUAUAGCGGAACAGCUGGGCCUCAGCUGGGCAGAGCUAGCACGUGAACUGCAGUUUGGGGUGGAUGAUAUCAACAGGAUACGUGUGGAGAAUCCCAAUUCCCUACUGGAGCAGAGUAUGGCCUUACUCAACCUCUGGGUCAGCCGCGAGGGCAAGGAUGCCAAGAUGGAGAGCUUGUACACGGCGCUGAGGAAUAUCGACCGCAGCGAGAUCGUCAGCACACUGGAGGGCUCUGGCAGGCAGAGCCGCAGCGUGAAGGGCAGCUGGCGCUAUACGAACAGAGACUACUCCCUCUCGCCAUCCCAGAUGAAUGGUUAUGCUUCGCUGCAGGACGAGCUGCUGUCCCCUGCCUCCCUGCAUUACACACUGCCAUCCCCGCUGCGUGCUGACCAGUACUGGAAUGAGGUGGCCAUCAUGGAUGCCAUCCCCAUGGCCGCCACUGAGCAAGAUGCCCUGAUGGAGAUGUCCGACAUGCAGGUGUGGUCCUCAGGACUCACCCCUUCACUGGUGACUGCUGAGGACUCCUCUCUGGAAUGCAGCAAGGCUGAGGACUCAGAUGCCACAAGCGAAGGCCGAUUCCCGGGUCAGCUGCUGGCAGACACACAUGAUCCAAGCCACCUGGGCUCUAUGGACCUGGUUGAGGAUGACACAGUGGACUCAGAUGCCAUGAAUGGCCUGAUAGACCUACUAGAACAGGAGGAGGGUCAGAGGCCAGAGGGGAAGAUGCCACCCAGUGAUCGCCAGCUGCAAUUGGCCGAGGAGCAGGACCCAGAGAAUGAAGUGUCUUUUGUUUCAGUUCAGCAGAAGGCGCAAGCCAGGAUCACAGCGUCACCUACUGUGAGCCACAUUGCUGAGAAGAGUGCAGACAGGCUGAGGGACUGGAAUGCAGAAGGCUCCUUUAUCUCCUGCCUACAGGACCUGACAGCGGGCUCCUGGCAGGAGGGGGUCACUCGAAGGCUGCGCCUGACACACACUACGGCCUCCGGGGUGCAGGGCCAGGAGCAAGAGCAGGUCCUGGUGCCAGGCGUGGAGCCGAUGCGGAUCAGCUCCGCAGAGGACAGCGACUGGCAGCCCCAGCACUCCAUGGGCCAGGCCUUCGGCUGCUGGCAGGAGAAGAUAGACAGCAGCUUCUUUAUGCAGGGGAAUGAAGUCCUCAAUAUCCCUGGGGAGCAGGUGACAGAGGAGCAGUUCACAGACGAUCAGGGCAAUAUCAUCACCAAGAAGGUCAUCCGGAAGGUGGUGCGGCAGCUGGGCCCGGACGACAGGCAGGAGCACAAGGAGCUGCUGCCAGAGAGCUCCAGGCCGGAGCUCCACGACGCAGAGGCUGAGACUGAGCGCUUCAUGGAAUACACCAGCCUUCAUCGGGACAGUCGGGGGGCCAAGCUUUCUCAGGAGGAGGUGCGAGUCCGUGUCCCGAAAUUGGAGGUCUCCGGGGGCAGGAUGGGGGCUCAGAUAGUGAAACGUGCCAGCCUGAAAAGGGGAAAGCAGUGACCCCUCAAAUGGCCUCUUUUGAGGAUCUCACCUCAACACCAAACCACUGAACGCCACCUGUGCUCUGAGACAUACCUGAGAAGAGGAGAGCGGAAAGCAGAGAGUGGAGGGGAGCAGGGCUGGCUGUACAUGUUUCUAUAGGCUAAUGGCAUGAUUUCUGUAUGAGACAUACUUACCGUCCUAUUCGCAUGACUGACUGACUGCAGACGCAUGAGCUACCGUACUUAAUACUGACGGAGGGGCCUCCGUCCCCAAUCCGCUGCCACCAGGAACCCAGAGAUGGCCACAGGCAUCAUGGGCACCAGUCUCUUGGCUACUCUGGGAGGCAAAAGCUGGGCUGGCAGCAAACACGAGGGAAGGAGCAUCCACCCUCACACGCUCGUGUAUGUAUAUGCGUCCCUGUGCCCCAUGCGAGAGGGAGUCUGGGGCAGCACGGUGCUGCCUGCCGUGCAAGGAGAGAGUCUCAGCCCCUGUCUCCGCCCUGCCGCUGCUGGACUUGCAUCUCAUCCCCCAGCGGUUGCUGGGGUAUGGGAAGGGCAGCAGUGGCCAGGAGCAUGGGACAGGUGGGCUGUAAGAAGCACAGAGUGGCUGGUGCAGGGCUGCCCUUCCUCUCCCCAGCACGUGCAACGUCUCGCACCAGGGCAGGGCUCUGGCCAGAGCACUGAGCUCGUUGCUUGUGUUGAAAGUGUAAACUGUACAGCAAUCAGCCUUGUGUAUAUGAACCAAUAAAUACUAUGCAAACCCCUAGGGACACUCUAGCAGUGUGUACAAAGCACUAACAGCUCUGCUCCCAAAUACCUCUUCAGGCUGCAGGAGGGGCCAAGCCAUUGGAGAACAUGAGCAGCUCUGGUGACUGGAACUGGGAGGCUGUAGCAGACUGCUCCUGCCCUGUACUGCUCUCUGGUCAUCUUCUAGUGUGAAGAGAGGGGCCUGUGGGAGAUGUCCCAUGGGUUUGGCCUUGGUGCAAGCCCCGGUUUGUGUUUGCUUCAGGUGGGGUGAAGCUGGUAGCCCACAUGGAGGUGCUAGGCCCAAGGAGGAUGUGUAGUGACAGAGCAGGGGAUGCUUGUGCCACACAUUGGGCUGUGCCUGGCUCUACUCAGCACAGUAUCCGCUCAGGAGACGAGCCAGGAGCUGGCUGGAGCCAGCCGACCUGUACCACACACCUGCACAAGGGCUCUGCAGGCCAUGGGGCCUCCUCCCCUGGCCUCUUGCAAGGGCACAACUGAGCACAGCUGCAACCUCCGCCAAUGCUGACUCUCCCAGGACCAACCUGGGCAGCUGCACUUUGGCCCUGUUAAAGGCCCUGCUGCAGCAGGCCAGACCAAGCAGCUACCCCGAGAGCUAGAGCCAGCCUGGGGCCCGCUACUCCUGUAGUGAUGGGCAGCGCUGCCCACGUGGCUGAGAAGUGCCACAGGCUGGAUCUGCUGCAGUACUUGACCCCGGGAGGUCAGGAUGCUGAUAGCAGCAGUAGAUUCCACAUCCCCUGGCUCUGUCCCUUACCCAAACCAAGGCAGGGCCUGGGGGUUGCAGUACAGGGCUGCCGGGCCCCUGCUCUCCCCCCCACACACACCCAGAGGUGGCCAUCAGGUGGCUUCGCAGGUCUGUAGUUGCUCCCUGCGGCCACACGCAGAACAAGCCCCCCGCUCGCUCCUGGCCGUGUGAGGGGGUGUGCUGGCAGGGCAGCCCCACAUGGCAGCAGGUGUCCAUCUGCCAGGAGAGCCCCGGGUCCCGUGCAGCCCGGGCAGGAAGCCUAGCUGCAGCAAAGCAAACAGCCAGCUUAGUCUCAGAGAGCAAACCAACUCCCCAGUUUGAGCCAUGUAGGGCACAGACUCUCCAUCCCUCACCCUUGCCACAUACAAUAACCUCCCUAGACCCACUGCAACAGCUGCUGCCAAUAGCAUUGCCAUAGAGUUGUGUGUGGGUCCUUGCUUCGGCCUCGUAUACUCCUUAGGGAAUGUGCUGUGUUGCAACCGUGCCAGGCACCUGCAGUGGCAUCGCUUUGCGCUCGGAUUGCUAGUAGGGCUGGUAGGGGGAGGCUGCAUCUGACAUGAACCUAGGGAAUGCUGCAGUCUGCACACUAGAAGCUUUUUAGAAGUUUUAAAAAUUACUUUUAUUUUCUUUUUUUAAUUGUUAUGGAAACAAGCCUUUUGGAUCUCCCUGUCUUAGCCCCGAUGUAUAGAUCAUUUCCCUGUACACCAGUUAUCAGAUUAUGAAUUAAUAAAGAAAAUGACACAGA